CUAGAUCUGAAAAGUGUAGAGUGUAAAUGGCUUCUAACCCUUAUGUGAAAUCAUUAAUAUGGUUAGUGGCUUUUGGCGGCAUUGGUUAUGGGCUUUUGCGACUAACUGAACCAUCAGAGGAAAAACUAGCUAAAAUACGUUCCACAACGGCUGGUGUCCACUUAAGUGAAGACGAACAGAAGAAGAUACUGUUUUUAAGAAAAUUGCAAUCUGCAGCUACCGAAAACGCUCAAGUAUAUUUAAAAAAUAGGGACGAUAAUUAA
Messenger RNA from Musca vetustissima, 263 nucleotides. RefSeq lists its product as uncharacterized. Gene Ontology annotation, biological process: mitochondrial respiratory chain complex III assembly. The transcript has a single exon. Bases 27 to 263 code for a protein of 78 amino acids. NCBI's taxonomy places the organism in Eukaryota, Metazoa, Arthropoda, Insecta, Diptera, Muscidae. The record is from RefSeq and is a predicted model, not a curated record.